Symbiodinium sp. CCMP2592 is the source of this 2172-nucleotide messenger RNA. NCBI's taxonomy places the organism in Eukaryota, Dinophyceae, Suessiales, Symbiodiniaceae. The record is from the annotation of a GenBank genome assembly.
AUGACCAGAGCACCGCUCAACAGCUCGUUUUUGUAUAUCGCCAACAAGCAAUCCGGCGGCAAGGCGAUCGGUGUCAAAUCCGCUCGCUCAAGCCGAGCGCUCGCGAGCACGCUCCGCAAGGACCGUCAAGUCCUCGUCAAAACCUGGAAACUCCCCGAUUGGGCAUCCAACGAGCAGGACAUGACGCUCAAGGAUCAUGCGGAGUUUGAUGCACAGCUCUCGCAACUGCUCGAAAGAGGUGUGCCUCUGACUGAAGCGCUCGAGGUCGCAUCGAGCGUCGUCAAAUCAAACAACGAGGAUCGCAUCCUUCAACUCCGAUCGCUCGUCGCGCAAGGCACGAGUUUCAGCGAUGCGUGCACGCAGGUGGGGAGCUUUGAUGAAGUGACUUGUGCCGUGUACAAAGCCGCGGAGAAGACCGGAGACCUUGCCGGCGCAUGCAAGCAGCUCUCGAUCGGCGCUCGUCGUCGUCUGGAAGUGUCCGGCAAAGCCGCGACGCUCAUGAUCUAUCCAUCCAUCGUGCUCUCGAUCGCGCUCAUCGCGGCGAUGGUCAUGAUGACGAUCGUGAUCCCGACGAUUGGCGAAUCCAUGGUCAGCUCAGGUAUCGAGGUCCCGACCUUCACCAAGAUCCUCGUAUCGAUCGGCUCCAUGCUUCGCGCCAAUAUCUUGUUCAUUCUCGGCGGGCUGGUUUUGCUGUUGAUCAUCGCAUUCCUUUGGAGAUCCGUCGUUGCGAAGCUCGCGAUCCGUCUAACUCGAAAUAUGCCGUUCGUGCGCGAUGUGGUGAUGGAGCAGGAACUGACGAGGUUCUUCUCUGUCAUGGGAUCGAUGACACGAUCAGGGAUCGUGCUCAGUGACGCGAUUUCUGUGUCCUCUGGUGUGAUCAGCCACCCCAAGCUCAAUAAAGACCUCCAGAGACUCCAGCAUCGUCUUAUUGAGGGUGGACUCUUCCGUUCGCUCAUCGAGAAAGUCGAAGCUCUCCCACUCUCAACACGCAAGCUUCUCGUCGCGGCGGACCAGGCAGGAGACCUGGAUUCCGCGUUUGACGCACUGGCGCGGGACCAUUCUCAGAAUGUUGACAAGAAGACUGAUCGGCUCAUGGCGGUGCUAGAGCCGCUGCUGAUCGUGAUCCUGUUCCUCAUCGUCGGCACGCUGAUUCUCUCGAUCAUGCUCCCGAUGAUGAAAAUGACGGGGACUGAACGCUGUCCUGAUCGACCAACGGAGCCGAAGAUGAUUUCUCAGACACGACCAUUCCAGUACGCACGCCCUGGCUUCUCACUGAUUGAACUCGUUGCCGUCCUCGUGAUCCUUGGCAUCCUCAUGGCAGGCGCCGCCGUAGCCAUACCAUCCCAGAUCGAAAAAGCACGAAUCCGCGUCACCAAGACCUCGAUGCGGACCAUCAAGACACAGAUCGAGUCGUAUCGCGCUGAGAACGCAGGCGACGCCCCCGCAUCGCUCGCAGUACUGAUCCCAUCCUUCAUGGAGGAGGGCUCGGACAUUGAUGCGUUCAAGGAAACGUUCUACUACCUCCCCACUCCCGGCUCGACUCGUCCCUACGAACUCCGCUCCGGAGGUCCAGAUCACGAGAUGGGGACCGAGGACGACAUCAACAUCUGGACUAUGGAUGUUUCGAGCAGUGCGACGCUGAUCGAAGCGGUUCUUGCGACUGUGCUGCUCGGGAUGGUCGCGGCGACGCUUGCGAGCGCUGUGUCGUUCAUGAACUCUUCGCAGCGUCGUUUGCAGCAGCGCCUUGGAGCUGCGGAGCUCGCGAAUCGAUUGAUGCUCCAGUACAUCGACGAUCAGGACGCGAUGCCGAGCUCGAAUCUCCCGAUUGAGUACGACAUGGACCUCUACCGCUGGACGCUCGAUGUGUCUCCGGUCGAGUUUGAGAUGGCCGAACCCCCUCCAGAAAGUGAAACCGACACCAUUGGAUCAGGAAUCAACUUCGAUCGGAUCCGCUUGGUCUCCAUCAAGGUUUGGUUGGGAGAAGACUCCGGAGGCAAUCGCGGAUUCUCCACAGAACUCCCAAACGCGCAGCUGACGCGAUUGAUCGAUCCGCUCGCGUUCUCCAAUCCGGAUUCACUCCAGACGAUGAUCGACUCUCCGGGAGGGAUGGAACGCUUGUUCGAGCGCCUCAUGCAGCUUGAUGGAGGGGAUCUGGGGAACACUGCGCCAUGA